UGAAUGGUAAACUUGAGCUGCAAAAGAAUUACCGAUAUUCUUGUUACUUGACAAUCAGCAAGAUUUCAGUCAACCAGCACAAUAUGGUAGUGCAAGGCCUGUCUGGCUUGCCCGUGGAACUUGUGCAGCAGAUUGCGAUUCACUUUACGUGCCAGGAGCAUGCGGCAGUCCGAGCUACUUGCAAAUGGCUAGAUGCUGCACUCCUCGAAUCCUGGGGCAAGAAGUACGCAAGCAGGAUGCAGGUGAUGCGCAUGGAAUUCAGUCUGCAGGCCCUGGUCGACUUGUCCAAGUCGCGGCUAUCUCCGUAUUUGAAGCAUGUGGUUAUCAGCAUGGAGGAGUUGCCCGCAAUUCGGUCUUGGCAUAGUGACAAGCUCGAGAUCUAUGCCCGUGAGCAGAGUAGGUUCGUGCAGGCUGGUGCAGACCUCGAGAUGCUGCAGAAGGCAUUUUUCAAUCUUCAACUCGAGACGGUCGAGGUACACAGUUAUUACAAGUACGAACCGCAGGCGCCAUGGACCACGUAUGGGCGGCGCAAGGUCAUGGAAGACCUGCGCCUGGACCUAUCAAAGGAAAAACCUCCUGUGAAUUUUGACACGACCUUGGCUAGCACCCUGCCGGGCGUCCUCUUCGCUCUUGGAAGGAGUGGUGCUAGACCUAAGAGGUUCGAGGUCAGCCUAGCAAGCGGCAGCCUUCCAGACGGAGCGUUCAUUAUCCUGAACCACAUGAAGGAACUAAUCACGUCCGUACUAUCAAGCCUAGAGUCACUAUCGUUGCCUGUUAGAUUCUCAGACCGUGCACCUGGUACGGGUCGUCUUCCGGCAGAGAAUCCCAACAGCUCGACGUACAACUUUAGACGCUUUCUACGAUGUCUCGAAGGCUCCAGUCUUCGACGUCUCAAGCUCGAUAUCUCUGGAGGACAGAGUCCAGAGGCCGAGGCAUUUUUCCAGUGGCUGGGCACAACGCCCGAAACAACCAUUCCGGGUCGACAGCUCCUGAGCGUUGGAGUAGGUCCGAGCCGACCGAGAGCCAUGCCGCCGCCUAUCUCGUUCGAGCACCUCGAGGAGCUAGAGCUGUUAAAUCUAUGUAUCGGCAGAGCGGCUUUGACCUUAGUGCUGCGUAAAAUCCAGCCAAGUCUUCGUUCGUUACGGCUUCAAAGGGUCUGCUUAGAUGAUCCGAGGAAUUCCGGGUCGCGAUACUCGGCGAGCUUCGGCGAUGAAGUAUGGACAGUAUUUCUCUGGAGCUUGAUCAGCAUUGGCUGCGGAGACACGCUGAGAACGAUAUCCCUACAACAACUAUCUUAUUUGAAAGGGUCCUCGAAAAGAGAGGUGUCAUUUCCUCAUGAAUACGAAGGGUUCAGAAGUUCAUAUGAGUACAGCGGUACUAAUAUGUGCGGUGCCUUGGAGGGCAUUGCAGGACAGCUGUAUCCUUACGAUGACCUCGACGUUUUCCAAUGAUUAAAUGAUAUGGUUCAAGUUACGUCGAUGCUACUGCUGAGUCGGAAGUAUUUCGUUCAAAUAGCCUUUUAGUCUGGCUCGAAUUGAUUUUAGUGAGACUUAGUUGUAAAGUGUCAUUUGCCAAAAGUACAAGUUUUGUAGUAAAGAUUUGGGUGCUUCUGUUUGUAUGAUUGUAUGUUGUGAGGAAGAUCAUUCCACGAGGAGCACAAAAGCUUACGUACGAUACAACUGAUUGGAGUGAUAUCUGUCAAUAAAAU
This is a messenger RNA of Truncatella angustata, 1708 nucleotides long. RefSeq lists its product as uncharacterized. The record is from RefSeq and is a predicted model, not a curated record. The transcript has a single exon. Bases 84 to 1451 code for a protein of 455 amino acids. NCBI's taxonomy places the organism in Eukaryota, Fungi, Ascomycota, Sordariomycetes, Amphisphaeriales, Sporocadaceae.